This is a messenger RNA of Tachysurus fulvidraco (yellow catfish), 3364 nucleotides long. It is a transcript of the gene srpk1b, whose product is annotated as SRSF protein kinase 1b. The coding region runs from base 280 to 2214 and encodes 644 amino acids. Lineage: Eukaryota; Metazoa; Chordata; Actinopteri; Siluriformes; Bagridae. Gene Ontology annotation, molecular function: protein kinase activity; ATP binding. The transcript is spliced from 16 exons. The record is from RefSeq and is a predicted model, not a curated record. Gene Ontology annotation, biological process: protein phosphorylation; regulation of mRNA processing; spliceosomal complex assembly.
UAAAGCUCUAAAAAUAGGCUCUGGAUUCUAAUCAUUCCGAUAAAGAAUGUAGUGAAAAAAGGCUUAAUCUUUGUUGUUAUUGUUAUUUCAUCGACAUGUCCUUGUGCUCAUACUAGUUUAUAGUAUCGUAUACAUUUAUAUCCUUUAUUCUAGCAUACGCAAGUUUGUAUAAAGAGCACAGAAAGUCAUAUUUUCCUGGACAAACUGAAGGAAGUUUUGUGUUAAGGUCUUUUUUUUUCUUCCAGUGACUGAAACACGCGGUAGAGCCGGUAUUACAAGAUGGAGAGGAAAGUGCUUGCUCUUCAGGCGAGGAAGAAAAGGACCAAGCCGAAAAAACCUGGAAAAAAACCUGAUCCCCACCCGCGGGGAGCUGCUCAAUCAGACUCCGCGCUGCAGGAGCAAGAGGAGGAGAUUUUGGGCUCUGACGAUGAGGAACAGGAAGAUCCCAAUGACUACUGCAAGGGUGGUUAUCAUCAUGUGAAGAUCGGAGACCUGUUCAACGGCCGGUACCAUGUGAUCCGCAAGUUGGGCUGGGGGCAUUUCUCCACUGUGUGGUUGGCAUGGGACAUUCAGGGAAAGCGCUUUGUGGCAAUGAAGGUAGUGAAGAGUGCAGAACAUUACACUGAAACAGCUCUGGAUGAGAUCAAGCUCCUGCGUGCGGUGCGAACCUCAGACCCGAACGACCCCAGCGGAGAGAAAGUAGUGCAGCUGCUGGACGACUUCAAGAUUUCAGGCGUCAAUGGCACUCAUGUGUGUAUGGUUUUUGAGGUUCUUGGUCACCACUUGCUCAAGUGGAUCAUCAAAUCAAACUACCAGGGUUUGCCCUUACCCUGUGUUAAAAGCAUCAUUCGUCAGGUUCUGCAGGGUCUGGACUAUCUGCACACAAAGUGCAAAAUCAUCCACACGGACAUAAAGCCAGAGAAUAUCUUAAUGACUGUCGAUGAGUCAUACAUCAGGAAGCUGGCAGCCGAGGCCACGGAGUGGCAGAAAUCUGGAGCUCCUCCACCAUCCGGCUCAGCAGUAAGCACAGCUCCGGCUCCAAAACAGAUGGUGAAAAUGUCUAAGAACAAAAAGAAGAAGCUGAAAAAGAAGCAGAAGAGGCAGGCCGAGCUGCUCGAGAAACGCAUCCUGGAUAUCGAAGGACUAGAGAGAGUGAACGAAGGGGGCGAGGAUGAGGAGGACGAGGAAACGGAAACCCCUGACACAAUUCCAACAGUAGCCAACAGUCAGACUCUGCAGGACAUCACAGCCGAGGCCACCCUGGAUGGAGUUCCCGAACCCUGGUCUGAGCACAGAGAAUCCACCAUGGAUGGAAGCUUUAAAAGCCAGCACCCUGAGGAACAAAAGCCUGCUGACGUGCAGCAGCAAGAGAAGGACGAAACUCCUAUCAACCCUUACGGCAACGUCGCAGGAGAGGUGGAGCCCCAGCCCGUAAACCCCUACCCAGUGUGUAACGGGACAACACCCGGCGAGCCUGGCUGUCCUGAUGGUAAUGGACCUUUGCUUUGUGAAGUCUUUGAGUCGCAGCAGAAACAGGACACACUGGAUACAAAGAAUCUGAACACCUGUAACACUGUAAACGAGUGGGAGGUGGAGUCGAGACCCAAGAAAGAGGCGGAGUCCAGUGCACAGGCAGGCCCAGACAUGGAGGACGCAGUUAAUCUCGCUGCAGGAAAUCUCUUGGUAAACCCUCUGGAUCCUCUGAACGCUGACACGCUCCAGGUGAAAAUUGCUGACCUGGGCAACGCCUGCUGGGUGCACAAACACUUCACGGACGAUAUUCAGACACGGCAGUAUCGUUCUCUGGAAGUACUAAUCGGUUCAGGCUACAGCACACCAGCAGACAUCUGGAGCACAGCAUGCAUGGCGUUUGAACUUGCCACAGGGGAUUACCUGUUUGAACCGCACUCAGGAGAGGAUUACUCCAGAGACGAAGAUCACAUUGCACUGAUCAUUGAGCUGCUGGGAAAGGUUCCUCGUAAACUCAUCAUGAAUGGCAAAUAUUCAAAGGAGUUCUUCACCAAGAAAGGUGAACUGAGGCACAUCACUAAGCUGAAGCCGUGGGGACUUCUGGACGUGCUGGUGGAGAAAUAUGAGUGGCAGCGGGAGGAGGCGCAGGUUUUCAGCAGCUUCCUCCUCCCCAUGCUGGACCUGAUUCCCGAGAAAAGAGCCACGGCCGCCGAGUGUCUCCGCCACGCCUGGAUCUCAUCGUAGUAGACGAGUGGGAAGUUACACAUGCACAAAGAUACUCACCUCUGAUAAAGACUAACAGUCUGGUCAAAUGGCACACUUCGGUUCGUGACGGAGUAUGAAAGGGUCCAAUCAAACAGAAGUAAUGGAUAUUUAUUUCUUGUAAUGUUCCUUUCUUAUGUACCAGGUGCAGAUCGAUGUAGCCGUUUUGGCGCUUUUUUCCUCUCUUCGUGCCGACAGCGUCUAACAACAUGCUUGUUUUCGUAUGAAGGGUACAAUAGCAGUUUAACAAUGCAAGUAAAAAAAACUUCUGUAAAUUUGCUUUAGUCGUAAUCAGUCUCUCUUUUUUGACACAAGACCGUGCUCUUUUGGCAGUAUUGAAGGAAGCUCAAAUGUUCUGUCUCUGCUGUGAAAAGGUUGGUCGCUUGUUGUUUUUUAAUUCAUUUUCUUUCUGUAUAGUUUUUUCAUUACAGCACAGGCUGCAUGAAACAUACGAAUGAUUAACAGGGACGUUGAUGGCGGCUAUGACCUGGCUGCAAAUGGGUAUUAACUGUAUAAACAGAUGUGAAUUUUCAGCUUAAUGAUUUCCAGCUGUGUGAGUGUCACUUUUUGUAAUAUGUAACUAAAAAAAUCUUAAAAGUGUUAAAAAAAAAAAAAAAAAAAAAAGGCACAACUUGGGGUGUUAGACUGUCAGCGUGCAAGAACCAAUUUCAUAUUCGCAGUGUGGAUGAGGUGAACGUCUUCAGAGCCGGUGGAGUCAUAGGGAGAAAAAAAAUUGUGUUUUGUAAAUACAUGUACCAAAGAGUUGGCACUCUUCUUCAGUGUCUGUAUUGUUGAAUUCAUGCAUUGCUUUGCUCAAUGGUUUGAUGGCAAUGUUUGAGUAACCGAUACGAAGAUGCCUUGAUAAAUAGCUUCUCUGAGGUUUGUGGGAUUCUCCUACUGAUGUUGCUCGAAGCAGGAUUAUUUUUUAUGUGUAAAUGAACGUAAGGUAAUUUUAUCGUGAAGGACCCGGACCUCUGCUUGCUUUUUUUGUAUCGAAAGGCUUUCAUCUUUGACCUGUUUCCACAAGCACGUCCUUUUCUCUCUAUUUUUCUCAGCCGCUAAGCUCUCGAUUGUACGCCGCUUCAAUUAAACCCUUUCUGUAGUUGUUACGAAUAAAGACUUUAAAGUCGCA